Messenger RNA from Eriocheir sinensis (Chinese mitten crab), 4009 nucleotides. RefSeq names its product E3 ubiquitin-protein ligase synoviolin-like (gene sip3). The record is from RefSeq and is a predicted model, not a curated record. Gene Ontology annotation, cellular component: cytoplasm. The coding region runs from base 1078 to 3063 and encodes 661 amino acids. NCBI's taxonomy places the organism in Eukaryota, Metazoa, Arthropoda, Malacostraca, Decapoda, Varunidae. The transcript has 12 exons.
CUCAACACCUCUCCCCUUCAGCCCCUUACAUCAUCAGCCCCUCCUAAGUCCUCCAUAUCAUCACCUCCCCCUUGUCCGUGCUCACAGUUGAACCUCAGACCCUUCCACAUCCCUCCCCUUACCUCGACUCGUCUCAACACCUCUCCCUUACAGCCCCUUACAUCAUCAGCCCCUUCUAAGCCCUCUAUAUCAUCACCUCCCCCUUGUCCGUGCUCCCAGUUGAACAUCAGACCCUCCCACAUCCUCCCUCUCAACCUGUAUUCAUCUCUACACAUCCCACACAUAAGUUCAAGCCUUUCAGCAUCUCUCAGUCUCGUCAUCUCAGUUUCUAUCUUCUGUUUGUGUUCCGAGAUUCACUUCAAAUAAUUUCCGUCACCUCUUGCAUCAUUUUCCUCAACCUUAACUCAUCUCAACACCUCCCAUUCAUAAGGUCAAGCCCCUCAGCAUCUCUACACUCACUCUAUCCUCUGUUUGUGUUCCGAGACUCACUUCAAAUCCUUCUCUUUAUCUCUUACAUUCUUUUUUGUAACCUAAACACAUUUCACCAUCUUCUAAGUGCUUUAAAAUCCCUUCUAUAUUAAUUUUUCUCCCCAGUUUCUCCUCUCAGACUAAUCUUAAACCCUUCUACUAUAUCAUCUUCUUCACUUUACCUUUAACACCUCCCAUUAUCUCCCCAUCACCUCCUCCCUAUUGUCAGUGCUUCCAGACAAAUUUCACCCCUCUCCCCAUCUCCCCACACUGCUUCACACAUCCCCCUAAUCACCCCUGACCUGACCUGAUCCCUGUUCCUAUCUACCCCACUCCACCAUCCCUCUCAGCACCCCACUCAUCCACUCCACUCCUUUUUAAACUACCACCGUACCACAUUCCAUCACCCCCUCUCAUUUCUACCCUAUUCCACUACCUUAUUUGCCCCCACUCCAUCCCUUAUCAAUACCCCACUUCACCCCAAUCUUUUUUAACUAUCUCUAUCCCAUUCCGUUACUCCCACUUCACUCCGUUCAUCCCCAUAUAGACAAAUCCACCCCUGCAUAUACCCCUCUGCACCCACCCCCCACCCCCAUCACCACCGCCACCAUGCCUGCACCUAUGCCUGUGGGGGGCCUCACCAUGGCCUCCUUCGCCCUCACUGCCGCGGUCAUCGGCAAUGCAUACUACCAGAAGCGACAGUUUUACCCAUCGGUCGUGUACAUCACAAAGUCCAACCCCAGCAUGGCGGCCAUCUACCUGCUCGCCUUCUUCCUUGUUAUCCUGCUCGGGAAGUUGCUCAAGAAGGUGUUCUUCGGAUCCCUCAGGACAGCAGAGUUUGAGCACUUGGUGGAGCGGUCCUUCUACGCCGUCACCGAAACCUGCCUUGCCUUCACUGUGUUCCGGGACGACUUCUCCCCCAAGUUUGUGGCGCUGUUCACGGUGCUGCUGUUCCUGAAGGCCUUCCACUGGCUGGCCGACUACCGUGUGGACUUCAUGGAGCGCUCGCCAGUCAUCACCAUCCUCUUCCACACCAGAGUCACCUCCCUGCUGCUGCUGUUGAGUCUGCUGGACAUGGUGUUGGUGAACCACGCUUACCACUCCACCAUCACGCGCGGCGCCUCGGUCCAGCUGGUCUUCGGCUUUGAGUACGCCAUCCUGCUGACGGUGGCCAUCAAUAUCGCCGUCAAGUACAUCUGUCACACAGUGGACUUACAGUCGGAGAACCCCUGGGAGAACAAGGCCAUGUAUCUCCUCUACACGGAGCUCAUCAUGGGCUUCUUCAAGGUGAUGCUCUACAUUGUGUUCCUGGUAAUCAUGAUCCGCAUCCAUACCUUCCCUCUCUUCAUCAUCAGACCCAUGUACCUGACUAUGAGAUCCUUCAAACGAGCACUGAACGAUGUGGUGCUGUCUCGACGUGCCAUCAGUAACAUGAACACCCUCUACCCCAAUGCCACGGCCGAGGAGCUCACGGCCGUCGACAAUGUGUGCAUCAUCUGCCGCGAGGAGAUGCUGACAGGUGCCAAGAAGCUUCCCUGCGGCCACAUCUUCCACGCCUCCUGCCUGCGGUCCUGGUUCCAGCGGCAGCAGACUUGCCCCACCUGCCGCAUGGACAUCCUUCGCCAGCCGCCACCCAAUGGGCCCCUCGGACAGGCCGCCCCACAACCCCAGGCACCCCGGCCCCAGCCCCAGCAGCAGCCCCAGCCCCCGCCACAGCCUCAGCCCCAGCCCCAGCCACAGGGACCGCAACAGAUACAAAAUCCCUUUGAGAGGCUGUAUGGGGGCUUCCCAAUGCCUCUGGGGCCCAUGCCUGGAGGAAUGCCGCCUUUCCCCUUCGCUGCACAGCCACAGCCCCAACAGCAGCAGCCAGCCACCACCACUCAAGCCACAGGUGAUGGCGGCAGCAGCAGCAGUACAAGCCCCACCAGCAACACCACCAGCAGCACCACCAGCAGUAGUAGUAGUAGCAGCUCCACCACCUCCACCACCACCACUACCACCACCAGCAUGCCGGCCCCACCUCUCGGGAUGAUGCCGCCCUUCUUCCCCUUCCUUCCCUUCAACAUUCCUCCCCCUCGGCCGCCGCCCAACUUCUCGGCCAUGUCGGAGGAGGAGGUGCGCCGCAUGGAGGGCUCUGAGCGGCAACACGUGGAGGCGCGGAUUAGGGUGCUGCGGAACAUCCAGACCCUGCUUGAUGCUGCUGUUGUGCAGAUGAACCAGUAUGCCUCCGUGGUGGCCUCCCUCGACAUGACUACUGCUGCUGCUUCCACUGCUACUACCACGACUGCUACUGCUGGGGGGGAAGCUGCCUCAUCCACCAGGAGCCACCCUACUUCUACUUCCAGUACAGACCCAGCGCAGCAGCAAACUGAGAGAGAGACCUUGACACCAGAAGCCUCUCCCAUACCUCCCAAAGCCCCUGAGCCAGAGCCAUCAACCUCAGAGAGCCAGGGUGCAACAGCCCAGUCGGAGGAGAAGAAUGCACCCACCAGUACGACCCCAGAAAAGUCACUCGAGUCAUCGCCAACUCAGCAGGCGGAAGGAGAUGACCCACAGGAGGAGAUCAGAAGGAGACGGCUGGAAAGGUUCUCUUAAGGGGGUUGAGUGGGAGUGGGAGUGUAUAUACAUUGUCCUCCACUCCCCUCUCAAACUUUCAAUGUACCUAGUUCCACCUUUUGUUUUUCCGAAAGGAAGCUACUUAUUUUUUUCUUUCUUCUUGUGUUUAGCAUUGUUGAAAGAGACGUAUUCCCUUUUUGUUUUCACGUUUAAACUAUGUAAGAAAGUGUUAUGUUAUCCUAUAUGCUCAUGUAUGUAUUCCCAAAAGUGGCUGACAUGAAGCAUUUAAACUAGGAGACUUUGAUGGGUGUGACUGUGUGUGUGUGUGUGUGUUUUGUGCACUCCCCUUGAGGCCCUUGGAAUAUGCUCUCAGGGACUGGACUGGAUGGAACGGUAUAAAAAAUAUCAUGCUUUCUCUUUGUCAUUAUUAGUUUUUUGGCACAGACUUUUUAUUGUUCACUCACCUUGCAAGAUGGGGAAGAGCAGACAAGGGAUUAUUGUCUAUAUGGCUGUGUAUGUGUGAUGGUUGCAUGUGUGUGUGAGGGAAUUCUAGUUAUAUUUCUAAAGACCUUUGUAUAUGAUCUGUGUGUGAGUACAUGAAAGAAUUGCUUGCAUCAGAAGGCCUUUGUUGUAUAUGAGGGCAUGCAAUGUUUGUGUGUGUAUGUGUGAGGGAAAAUGUAUAUACAGUUCUCAAGGCCUUUCUGUAUUGCCAUGAUGAGGGAGUGAAUUAAGAGUUCUUGUUAUGUCUGAAUGCCUUUCCUAAGAGAGGGGGAGAGAGCCACAUUGAUUCUACUCUGCCAUGAAAGAGUUUGAAGUUUGUUGAAUGCAGGUGUUUGUGAGUGGCUGGCCAGCUGCAUCUAAAAGGGUAAAAAAAAAUUAAAAUGGACAAAAGGGAUUAUUCAUAUUGAGUUGCUUCUUUUUGGGGAGGGAAAAAAGGUUUAUUAGAUGUUGGGAAAUGAGUAAAAAAAUAUACAAUCUCAGUGAA